GUCCCCACCUUCAAUCAAGAUGACAUCAAAAUUGAGUACCAUCUGAGUAGUGGCAUCAAGGCCAAGGUAUAUGGAUUUGAUAGCUUUGAGCGUUGUGCUGCAGAAUUCCUGGUCCCCCCACCUGACGGUGAACCUUGGCGUCCAUUCAAAUCUUGGCUCAAAUUUGAGAUUGCCGAGAUCAUGCUCAAGGUCGGGUUUAACAACCAACAAUCCGAUUGGUUUAUCAAGCUAUGUCACUGCUGUGCUUUGGGCAAGGAGAAAUUCACAUUCAAAAACCACAAGGAUAUCCACAACAUGUGGGAGUGUCAUGAAUGUUACCAACUGCAUCUAAAUUUCGAUUAUCAAACCCUAAGUCACCUUAUCCGAUAA
Messenger RNA from Suillus paluster, 369 nucleotides. RefSeq lists its product as uncharacterized. The transcript has a single exon. NCBI's taxonomy places the organism in Eukaryota, Fungi, Basidiomycota, Agaricomycetes, Boletales, Suillaceae. The record is from RefSeq and is a predicted model, not a curated record. The annotation marks the transcript as partial.